Molecule: messenger RNA, 672 nt
Organism: Dovyalis caffra
Lineage: Eukaryota; Viridiplantae; Streptophyta; Magnoliopsida; Malpighiales; Salicaceae
Source: the annotation of a GenBank genome assembly
AUGGAAGGACAAUCCCUUCUCAAAGUAGAUAACAAAAGCCAACUUCUGCUUGCUGAAAAGGAUUUCAAAAUCUCUAUUCCUGAUGAAGCAAGGAUGGAGAUCCAGCAAUUUUCUCACCAAGUGUACGCCGCAGUCAUUAAUUCUCCAGCUGCUCUACUGAGGAUGCUAAUUUCAUUGGUCAGAAAACUUGAUUUUAAUAUUUUUGGGUUGAAGGAUUGUCUAGAAUCUCUUAACAAAUGCUUGCUGGAACCAAAGCAUGACGGUAAAGGUGAUGAAAGAAAAAAGACGGAUUUUCACAAGCUUGUCGUUGUUUCACUUGGAACUGGAGCACCAAAUGAAAGAGACAGGCUGGAGGUUGGAGAUGGCGAAUGGGGAAUUGGUGAUUGGCUUUGGCAUGACGACAAUUCGCACCCGUUGCUGGAUAUCUUGAUGACUGCAGCGGAUGAAUCGACUGAAAUGUAUGUGUCCAACAUCUUUCAAUACAGUGGAUUAGAACACAACUAUACUCGGCUCCAGGCUAGCCUCACACUCAAAGAUGCCAUAAUGGACGAUCCAAGCCAAAACAAUCUGGAGAAUCUCAAGAAGAUCGGUGAGGAUUUAGCGACAAAAAACGAUGCCAAACUUGAGGCUCUUGCAAGGCGAUUGAUAGAUAUAAGGAAAGCUCGCCAAUGA